AUAUCUGCUCCUAGUCAUUUCUUUUGUCGACCGGUCUCACCCCACCACACACCACCGUACAAUUCAACCCUCCUACUUCCAUUGUUGAUCCUUCAUUCAAAGCUUCAAACCUCUUUAUUUUCCGGAUUCUCGAUUGGACCACCAACCAAUCUUCUAUAGAUUCUUCAUGGAGCAGCCGGAGAACGACUCUUUAGCUUUGGAAACUGCUCAACAGAUCAUCCUCCGCUGGGAUGCUACGUCUUCUGAAGACGCCAGGCUUAGAAUGAUCUUCGAAGGCGACCGUCAAGAGAUCGAUCGAUACUUGCAGGCAGUCGAUCAAAUCCAACGUUCCAUGGAGUCAACUACUCUCACGGAGGACGCCGGAGCUCAGAACCAAUCGGAGAAAAUCAACACCGCAGUCGAAAUUGCCAUGGCUCGACUUGAGGAUGAGUUCCGCAACAUACUCAUCUCCCACGCUACUCCAAUCGAAACCGACACACUCACUGACUCUAUCUCAUCAACUCACCUGACUCACAGAACCAGCACCUCCAUUGGUGAGUUCCCUGGAAACGGCGAUUAUAGCAGCAGAGGCGAAGAAGAUGCCAUAUCCAGAGAAGGUUCUUCUUCCUUAUCGGAUCGAGGAGAGAGCAGCAGGACAAUCUCGAGUUACAGAUCUAUGAGUAGCAUUCGCGAGCUAGAUCUAAUGCCUUCGGAUAGCAUAUGUGAUCUGCGCUCCAUCGCCGAGCGUAUGAUCGCCGCCGGCUACUUAAAGGAGUGCGUUCAGGUGUAUGGCGGUGUUCGGAAAUCUGCGUUGGAUGCUAGCUUCAAGAAGCUAGGUAUCGAGAAACUAACCAUCCGCGAAAUCCAACGGCUGGAAUGGGAAGCCUUGAAUGCGAAGAUCGGAAAAUGGAUUCGUGCCGCGAAAAUGUGCAUCAGAGUUUUGUUCGCAAGUGAGAAGAGACUCUGCGAGCAAAUCUUCGAAGGUUUAGGGUCGGCGGCAGAUGAUGCUUGUUUCAUGGAAACCGUUAAAGCUCCGGCGAAUCAGCUCUUUAACUUCGCCGAAGGCAUUAGUAUUAGCCGAAGAGCUCCGGAGAAGCUAUUCAAGAUUUUGGAUUUACACGACACCUUGUUCGAUUUGUUGCCGGAUAUCGAUGCUGUUUUCGACGGAAAAUCAGCCGAAUCAUUCCGGCAACAAGCGGCGGAGAUACUCUCCAGGCUCGCCGAGGCUGCUAGAGGGAUGCUAAAUGAGUUUGAAAAUGCAGUCCUUCGAGAACCUUCUAGAGUUCCUGUCCCUGGAGGGACGAUCCAUCCAUUAACUAGGUAUGUAAUGAAUUACAUAAGCUUGAUUUCAGAUUACAAACAAACCCUAGGAGAAUUAAUCGUGUCUAGACCUGCAACUGGAUCUAGAUACUCCGAUGAUCCAAGUACACCAGAUAUGGAUUUUACCGAUCAUGAAGAACAAUCACCAUUAGCCCUCCAUUUGAUUUGGAUAAUAGUGAUUUUGCAAUUCAAUUUAGAAGGAAAAUCCAAGCAUUAUAAAGACAAUUCCUUGGCUCAUUUGUUCAUCAUGAACAAUAUUCAUUACAUUGUUCAAAAGAUCAAAGGGUCACCGGAAUUAAGGGAGAUGAUCGGAGAUAACUAUCUAAGGAAACUUACUGGGAAAUUGAGACAAUCUGCAACGAGCUACCAACGAUCAACUUGGGUCGGAGUUUUGUAUUGUUUGAGAGAUGAAGGAUUACAUGUGAGUGGAAGCUUUUCUUCUGGGGUUUCAAAGAGUGCUUUGAGAGAAAGAUUCAAAUCGUUCAAUGCCAUGUUUGAGGAAGUUCACCGAACUCAGGCGUUAUGGCUAAUACCCGAUACACAGCUUCGUGAAGAGCUUCGGAUUUCCAUAUCGGAGAAACUAAUCCCGGCUUACCGAUCGUUUCUUGGGAGAUUCAGAAGUCAUAUAGAAAGUGGGAGACACCCUGAAAACUAUAUAAAGUAUUCUGUGGAAGAUCUUGAGACAGCAGCGUUGGACUUGUUUGAAGGAUUUGCGGUUUCGCAGCACUCGAGGAGAAGAUCACAGUGAUACAAAUUCCGAAAGUAAGUGGUUAGAGUAUUUUAGAACACCAUUCUUUGAUUAUUUUUGUGGGGUGAUUUGGUGAUUGUGAUGAUAGAAGAUGGAUGAAGGGAAAGAAAGAGGCUCCUGAUCGGUACUACUCCCCUGAAACUGUAAGGAUGUUGUUUAAGAUUAAUUGUUUCACUUGUUUGUAUGGGAACUCUUGUACAUGUUUCUAAAUUACACGAAAAUUGCUAUUUUUUGGACGCGGAAUAUAAAUUGGAUGACCUUCAAUAACUUUUCUAAAUCACUAUGGUAGGUCUUGAAGGAAUGUGGGUUUUGUGUUUGAUGUAGAGUUCUAGAGUUUGGUAACAUCAGAAAAGGAGGAGAAACACCACACCCACAAUGUAAUGUUGUAGGAA
This is a messenger RNA of Cynara cardunculus var. scolymus (artichoke), 2439 nucleotides long. RefSeq names its product exocyst complex component EXO70A1. Gene Ontology annotation, molecular function: phosphatidylinositol-4,5-bisphosphate binding. The transcript has a single exon. The record is from RefSeq and is a predicted model, not a curated record. Lineage: Eukaryota; Viridiplantae; Streptophyta; Magnoliopsida; Asterales; Asteraceae. Bases 167 to 2047 code for a protein of 626 amino acids. Gene Ontology annotation, biological process: exocytosis. Gene Ontology annotation, cellular component: exocyst.